Molecule: messenger RNA, 1180 nt
Organism: Calliphora vicina (urban bluebottle blowfly)
Lineage: Eukaryota; Metazoa; Arthropoda; Insecta; Diptera; Calliphoridae
Product: formylglycine-generating enzyme
Exons: 2
Coding region: 16-1074 (352 amino acids)
Cellular component (GO): endoplasmic reticulum
Source: RefSeq, a predicted model, not a curated record
UAAGAAAGAGAAACAAUGUUUAUUAAGUUUAUAAUUGUACAAAGUUUAUUGGUGAUACCAGUAUUACUUGAUUGUGGCUGCAACAAAUUGGACAGAGAAAUAUCCCAGUCACAAGAACCAGGACCAAAGGAACACGUCAACAGUGUUUUUAAGCAAGAUGUAGUUAUUAAUAAUGAAGAAUCCUUAAAAGUUUGUCAACGUCAGGCUAAAAAUAAUAAACAUUAUAGGGAUUAUUAUCCGGAACCAAGUUAUGAUGACAUGUCUCUUAUACCUGGUGGAAAAUAUUUAAUAGGCACCGAUGAGCCACAUUUUAAGGAAGAUCAUGAAUCUCCUGAACGUUUAGUUACAAUUAAGGAUUUCUAUAUGGACAAAUACGCAGUAUCUAAUGAGAAUUUUAAGGAAUUUGUAAAAGCCACAAUGUAUACCACAGAAACGGAGAAGUUUGGUGAUAGUUUUCUUUUUAAAGCUUUGUUAAAUAAAGAAGAUCAGGAAAAUUUAAAAGAUUUCAGAGUGGCUAGUGCGCCGUGGUGGUUUAAAGUUCAGGGUAUAAGUUGGCAACAUCCAAAUGGACCACAAAGCAGUCUUGAAGGAUUAGAAAGUCAUCCAGUCGUACACGUUUCUUGGAAUGAUGCUGUAGCCUAUUGCAAAUGGGCCAACAAACGUUUACCUACAGAAGCUGAAUGGGAAGUGGCCUGUAGGGGUGGUAAAAAAAGAAAACUAUUUCCUUGGGGCAAUAAGUUAAUGCCAAAGGAUAAGCAUUGGCUGAAUAUCUGGCAAGGAGAGUUUCCGGAUAAUAACACUAAAGAUGAUGGCUACGUCACUACCUGUCCGGUGAACAAAUUCUCACAAAAUGUUUUCGAUCUUCAUAAUAUAGUCGGAAAUGUUUGGGAAUGGACACAAGAUUUGUGGUCAGAUAAAGACAACAGCCCUAAUCCAAGUCGGGUAAAAAAAGGUGGUUCUUAUUUAUGUCAUAAAACCUAUUGUUAUCGUUAUCGCUGCGUCGCACGUUCUCAAAACACAGUUGAUAGUUCUGCGGGCAAUUUAGGAUUUAGAUGCGUCAAGGAUAUGGAUUAAUAAUUAUGUAUUUAAGUGUUGUAUAUCUGUAUAAUAUUAUUGUAUAUCAAAAUGUAUUAAUAAAAUUGUAUAGAAUGUAUCAGUUUACAUAAAUCAAAGCGGAAAA